AUGGCUCCUCCAACACCACUCCCGACAUAUGUCUAUAAGAUCGUGCCGACAGCCCCUCCGUCGCCGAUCCCCGCGCAGUAUCCGCUCUCGGAGCUAGAUCAGAAGGACGGGUUCGUGCACUUGAGCAUAGCGACACAAAUUCCGACGACGGCCGGUCUCUUUUUCAAGGACUCUACGGUCCUCUGGAUACUCAAGAUCCGUUUCAAGCCCGAGUUCUACGGUGCUACGACUUGGGAGGUGCAGGGCUGUCCGCACCUGUACGGCAACUUUGGAGCCGAUGACAUUGAGGACGUCAAGGAAUUCUCGCGGUCCGAGGGAGAGAGCUGGAAGGAUGCAAUGGAAAGACAGAGUGGGUUCCUAGUUUGA
This is a messenger RNA of Xylaria bambusicola, 366 nucleotides long. RefSeq lists its product as uncharacterized. NCBI's taxonomy places the organism in Eukaryota, Fungi, Ascomycota, Sordariomycetes, Xylariales, Xylariaceae. The transcript has 2 exons. The record is from RefSeq and is a predicted model, not a curated record. Bases 1 to 366 code for a protein of 121 amino acids.